Messenger RNA from Phalaenopsis equestris, 2833 nucleotides. RefSeq lists its product as uncharacterized. The transcript has 9 exons. Gene Ontology annotation, cellular component: membrane. The record is from RefSeq and is a predicted model, not a curated record. Lineage: Eukaryota; Viridiplantae; Streptophyta; Magnoliopsida; Asparagales; Orchidaceae. Bases 551 to 2236 code for a protein of 561 amino acids. Gene Ontology annotation, biological process: metal ion transport; transmembrane transport. Gene Ontology annotation, molecular function: metal ion transmembrane transporter activity.
UUUCUGCUUGAAGCCACGCAUAUGCUAUUGCUCGGUUCGGUGUUCCCUUACUCGAAAUCACUUGGUUCGUCUCCGCUCUUUUCUUCUUACUCUUUGCACAUAGAGGCUUGAGGAGUCAUAUCCUUCGUACAGGAGCCGCAAGCGUCAAUCCUAAGAGUUCCUAAGAGUGUGAUGUCUCCACUCGCAUGACACGACUCACCUCCCUUCUAUCCUCCUUCACAGCGGAGCCGUUCGACGCUUCUUCCUUCAAUUGGUUAGGGCAAGAGCUCUCCUCCUUCGCUCUAGGACGCUUUCGUGAUUGUCUUCUCUUCUCUUGCUCAAUAAUCGUGUUCACGGCAAGGAACUUCGGUUCUACACCAGAAGAUGAAGGAACGCAGAGCAUAUAGACGACACUAUGCAAACGCAGAACUGUAAAGAGCUAGAGCCAAGCCCUUCUACAUUUGAUAAUCAUAAUGGACCUCAGAGUAAUUCCUCCAAAAUAAUUCAGAAACUUGCACACUCAUCAGCUGCAAAUUGAAUUCUGUGAUUUCCAUCAAGUAAAAUUAGCAGCAUGGAAAAUCAUAAAUCUCCUUCAGGAAUUAAGUCUAGCAGGCAAGAGUUUCAUUCAGGCAGAGAGGGUGCUCCUGUAUGUGACCUUUGGACUGAUGGGCUUAUAUGUGCUUUUGAGUUUGUUCGAGGAUCAAAUCGUACAACUACAGAAAAAAAUUGUCCAAGAUCUCAACCUAUGCAUCAAAAUGAUGAUCAAAAUCUAAGAAGACAAACUGCAAGAACUCUCCCAAGCCAACUUCUAGCUCAGAACUUGAAUGAUAACACAUUUAUGGGGUGCCACUCUCUCAUAGACCUGAAUAGUGCAUCUGCUGUAAGAGAUGAUGAGCCUCACACUCCUUAUUAUAAGGAAACUGUGCACUAUAAGAACCAAAUGUCUGAUAGUCACUGGGUUCCUAUUGGAUGGGCAAGGAUUUCAGAACUAGUGCAGAUUGUCCAAGUUGAUGCUAAAUGGUCUUCACAACAAAUGAAUUUGAUAGAGGAUGAAGAUGACUUUACGGUUGCUGGUGUUGUUGCUCCAUAUUGGGAGCGUCCUGAAGGACCUAUAUGGUGGUGUCAUGUAUUUGCAGGGCAUUCCUCUGUUGAUACAUGGCUCAGUAAUGCUCAUUGGCUACAUCCAGCUAUUAGUAUUGCUUUGAGAGAUGAAAGCAGACUUAUUAGUGAACGUAUGAAGUACCUUCUGUAUGAGGUUCCUGUCAGAGUAGCAGGAGGGCUGUUAUUUGAGCUGUUGGGGCAAUCAGUUGGUGAUCCAAUUUGCAAUGAAGAUGAUGUACCAGUUGUGCUUCGUGCUUGGCAAACUCAAAAUUUUUUAGUGACUGCGAUGCAUGUUAAAGGUUUUGCGUCAAACAUAAAUGUUCUAGGGAUCACUGAAGUGCAGGAAUUACUUCUUGCUGGUGGAAGUGCAGCUCCUAAAUCUGUGCAUGAGGUCAUAGCACAUUUAACUUGCCGCCUUUCUCGGUGGGAUGAUAGACUAUUUCGCAAGUUUGUUUUUGAUGCUGCUGAUGAAAUCGAGUUGAAGUUUGUGAACUGGAGAACUUAUGAGGAUCUAAAUCUACUCAGUAUAAUAUUAAAUCAGGAAAUCAAAAGGUUGGCAACACAGGUUAUUAGAGUUAAAUGGUCAUUACAUGCAAGAGAAGAAAUUGUGUUUGAGCUUCUACAGCACUUGAGGGGAACUACCACAAAAAGUUUACUGGAAAGAAUCAGAAAGACUACAAGAGAAAUGCUAGAAGAGCAAGAAGCAGUUCGUGGACGACUCUUUACCAUUCAAGACGUCCUUCAAAGCACAGUCCGUGCAUGGUUGCAGGAUAAAAGUCUGAGAAUUACUCAUAACCUGGGGAUCUUUGGGGGUUGUGGGCUGGUUCUUUCCAUAAUAACGGGCCUUUUUGGGAUCAAUGUGGAUGGAAUCCCUGGCGCUAAGAACACUCCCUAUGCAUUUGCACUGUUUUCUGGACUUCUCUUCCUCAUGGGAAUAGUAUUAAUUGGGUUUGGCCUGCUCUAUCUUGGCCUGAAGAAGCUCACCACUGAAGAGCAGGUCAAUAUUAGAAAGCUUGAGCUCCAGCAGCUGGUUUCCAUGUUCAAACAUGAUGCAGAGACACAUGCGAAGGUUAGGGAAGGUGUCUCGAGGCAACAUAACUUACCACCAACUGCUGCGGAUAUGUUAAAUGAUGCUGACUAUCUUCUUUUUGCCUGAGCAUUGUACUGGAGUUAAUAUAAAGCAGAAGAAGAUCCCACUUACACUGACAUUUCUCUCAACCUUCUGAAAAGGCCAUGGAGAUUGAAGUCUCCUCUAAUGAUCGGAGAUUCCUGCAGAUUAUGGCCUCUUUCUAGAGAUGGUUUCAAGAUUACUGCGUUUUGGGUGCUCACAAUGACAAUAAACCAAAUUUGCAGCAUAGCUAAACAUGUGCCAUUUAAAUAUAAUGGUUGGAACUUCAUCAAAAAGUCCGAAGUAUAUGCGGUGGGUGAGAGUUAGGGCUGUUAUUAUCAUAUUUGUAGUAUGAUUUCUACUUUCCAAUGAGCAGUGCUUCUUUAUUUAUAAAUUAGAAAUAUAUUUUACUUUUUUGAUUUUGGUGCAUCACAACGUUAGAGAAACAUGGAGAGAUGAUUUGGUGGGUGUAUGCAUUUGUUGCAUAAUACAGAAAUCAUGUUAGGAUGUGUUUACUUAUUGAAUGUAAAGAGGAUUUUUUAUUUCUGCGUUUGUAGAAGUAUUUGAAUUUAUGAUCUGGUUUAUUGUCCAUGGCAGUCGUUAGUUUUCAAAUUGGUGGUUAAUUGGACCGUAGAACUCUGAACU